Molecule: messenger RNA, 2124 nt
Organism: Closterium sp. NIES-65
Lineage: Eukaryota; Viridiplantae; Streptophyta; Zygnematophyceae; Desmidiales; Closteriaceae
Source: the annotation of a GenBank genome assembly
AUGGCAGGAUCAAUCGCCAAAAUCGAGGCCGAUGGCAAGGCGCUUGUCGCCGCCUCAACGUAUCACGUGCAAGCUACGCGCGUGACCGCGUCCCUCCGCUCGCCCUCUCCACUCACCUCUCCGCCCAUGCUGCGCGCGGUGCUCCCCCCUCGCUGGCUGCACUGCGCGCCGAUUCUCUCGGCGUCUCGCCACUCGCUGUCGGCGCGCGUCACGCGCUGCCCGCUCGACAUUGCUCCCCCCCGCCUCCAUCGUCCCGCGCUGGGCGGUUCUUCCGCUCGUCGGAGUGUAAUGGCGGAGGCGGCGCCUCGAAGCGAGCAGCAGGCUACUGUCGCGGCUUUGCCACGGCAAGACGAGAGCGCGGUUACCAGACUGGAAGACAGUGUGGUUACCAGGCACGCAGCUACGAGCGGGGAGCAACGGCGAUUGGAGUUUGAGAUUCGCGCGACGGACGGCGAAGCCCGCGUUGGAUGCAUCCGCGCGACGCGCGUUGGCGAGGCGGGGAGAGGCGGGGAUGAGAAGGCAGGCAUGCAGAGCGCUGAGGAGGUGAAGGGAGCGCAGAGCGGUAGUGAAUGGUUCGAAGUGGCGACGCCCGGUCUGCUAGCGUACACGCGGCGGGGGCUGCCGGUGCAUCUGACGCCGGACGUGGCGCAGACGCUGGGGUUCGCCGGGUGGACCGCGUGCGCCACCCACUUUCUCGGCAGCCCCGCCCACCAGACCGUUGCCGCCCACAGCCAAGCGCGAGCCACAUCAGCAGCGGGGCUGCACGGCUUCCUCGCGCUGCCGCCCGCCACGCUGCUGCUCGCCUCGCCGCGCGACUCGCUGCUCUUCCCGGGCGGCCAGCAGGGCGGCAAGGCCUCGGCACGGCCUGCCACGUGGUUCGACACGCCCAGCGGCCGCCGGCAGGUCACUCCAGAAGACCACAGUGCCAUCGUGUCGUCUCUGCUGCCACAUGUCGCCAUCCCAUUGCAUGAUGCGCCGCCCGCCACGUCAUCGCUGAAUCGUCACCGAGUGGCUGUGCAGCGAUCGCUGACGUGGCUGGAUGAGGAGCUGCGAUUGGCUGAAGAACGAGGGGGGACGAGAACAGCGCUGCUAGGAGCGGUGGUGGGGGGCCCGUUUGAGGAGGAGAGGAGGCGGUCGGCCCGCGAGACUGCUGCGAGGACAGGCCUGGCAGGGUACCACGUGGCAGGGUUGGGGCUGGGGGAGGCAGUGGCGCACAGGGAUACUCUGCUCACCGCUGCUCUUUCGGAGCUUCCACUGGAGGCAAUGAGGCACACGUCAGGGCUCAACACGCCAGAGGAGGUGCUGCACGCGGUGGCCAGGGGCGUUGACCUCUUUGACUGCACGUACCCCCAUGACCUCACCCUCCUCGGCCUCGCCUCCACGCUGCCCCUCCACCCGCCCUGGUGGCCGCACACCGUGGCGCCAGGAGAGGGGGAAGGGCAGGGGGGGACGAAAGAGGAGAGGGAUGGGGGGGCAGUGGAGGCGGAUGGGGUUUUAAGUGAAGUGGGGAAAGAGAAGGAAGGGGAGGAGGUGUACGGGUCGAAGAUGAACCUGCGGUGCUCAUCGCACAAGCACAGUUUCAUCCCCAUAUCGCGCACAUGCGCGUGCUACACGUGCACCCGCCACACGCGCGCCUACCUGCACCACCUGCUGGACGCCCAUGAGAUGCUCGCCCUCGUGCUGCUGGACAUCCACAACCACCAUCACAUGCUUCACUUCUUUCAAGUUAUUCGGCACGCCAUCAGGUUGGGUGUGUUUCAACGGUACAGGGAGUGGUUCGUCCAAGCUAGAGAGGAGGAAUCAAAAUCAGGGGAGACGGGGCUACUGACUGAGGGGGAGACGGGGCUACUGACUGAGGGGGAGACGGGGCUACUGACUGAGGUGGAGACGGGGUUACUGACUGAGGGGGAGACGGGGCUACUAACUGAGGGGGAGACGGGGCUACCGACUAAGGUGGAGAAGGGGCUACUGACUGAGGGGGAGACGGGGCUACUGACUGAGGGGGAGACGGGGCUACUGACUGAGGUGGAGGCGGGGCUACUGACUGAGGGGGAGACGGGGCUACUGACAGAGGGGGAGACGGGGCUACUGACUGAGGUGGAGACGGGGCUACUGACUGACUGA